AUGGUAGGUCGACAACAGGAUGCUGACCAAUUUGUUGAGAAAUAUCAACAGGAAGAGGUGGCCAUGGAGAAUAACCUUACUACAAUGAUCGAAAGGAUUAUGGCUAGAAACGGAAUGAACACUCCAUUACAAAGGCCGACAUAUUCUUCCCCGUUAGCUGAAUACAUUGUACAGGCAGAGAAUCCUAGGGGAUGGAAAAUACCUAAGUACACCAAAUUCGGAGGAGAAAUUGGAGAAUCGACAGUCGAGCAUAUUGCCAGAUAUCUAACUGAAUCAGGAGACAUGGCGAAUAACGAAAGCCUCAGGGUUAAGCAUUUUCCAUCGUCUCUUACAAAGGCAGUGUUCACUUGGAUCACUACAUUACCCCCUAACUCUGUCGACUCAUGGCCAAAAUUGGAAAAGCCUUUCAAUGAGCAGUUUUAUGAGGGCCAUUCGAAAAUUAGUCUGGUCGAACUGUCGAGCAUCAAAAGGAGGUUCGCAGAGACCAUCGACGACUAUCUGAAUAGGUUUAGGUCACUUAAAGAAAAAUGUUUCACGCAGGUACCUGAACAUGAACUGGUUCAGAUGGCGGCAGGAGGUCUAGGUCAUUCCAUUAGGAAGAAAAUAGACCCAACUUUUGUCAAAAGUAUGUCGCAGUUAGCUGAUAGGGUUCGACACCUUAAACGCUUGAGACUAGAAAAAUUCAGGCAUACCAAGGCAAAAGCUAAAAAGGAAAAGGUAGCUUACGUCGAUUACGAUGAUACAUACCCUAUAUACGAAGCUGACUACAUCUCGCUGACAGAGGCGGAGAUUGAUCUGGCCAAAAUGAAACCAGGGCCAGCAUACGAAUGCAAAUCGUUGUUUCCGUCGAAAUAA
Molecule: messenger RNA, 855 nt
Organism: Vicia villosa (hairy vetch)
Lineage: Eukaryota; Viridiplantae; Streptophyta; Magnoliopsida; Fabales; Fabaceae
Exons: 1
Coding region: 1-855 (284 amino acids)
Source: RefSeq, a predicted model, not a curated record